Messenger RNA from Prunus dulcis (almond), 968 nucleotides. Its product is annotated as ubiquitin-like-conjugating enzyme ATG10. NCBI's taxonomy places the organism in Eukaryota, Viridiplantae, Streptophyta, Magnoliopsida, Rosales, Rosaceae. The transcript is spliced from 5 exons. Gene Ontology annotation, biological process: macroautophagy; protein lipidation; protein modification by small protein conjugation. Gene Ontology annotation, cellular component: intracellular anatomical structure. Bases 139 to 852 code for a protein of 237 amino acids. Gene Ontology annotation, molecular function: Atg12 transferase activity. The record is from RefSeq and is a predicted model, not a curated record.
AAAUUCCAGACCCGAUCGAAUUGUUUAAGAACCGUGACCCAAAACCACAAAAUACCCAUCAAACCAGCAUUCACAAUUGCAAUCGAAAUCGAAAGGAACCCACUUUUGGCUACAAAAUUUUAAUCAUUCAAGCGAUUUAUGGAUGCUCUGUCGUGGGAUGGAACCCUCACGUCACGUGACUUUCUUGUUUCUGCACGUGCUUUUGCCGAGAAAUGGAAGGAAUUCAACUCUGCCUUCCCUCCAUGGACGUGGGUUCCUUGUCCUCCUAAAAAACCACCUUGCCAUCUCUCUCAGUUGUUGCAGCAGGGCUACUUGUCACUGGAGAAGAUAUGCCUUCCUGGGUCAAGCAAGAAAGGACACGUGGCUUCUCAAGAAGAUGUUAAUGAAAUAAGUCUUACUGAGGGAGAAGAGGAGUUUGAACCUGUUGAUAAUGCCACACUGGUUGAGACCAACAACAGUCUACAAGUAUGUUACUAUGAUUUCCAUAUUGUGUACAGCGAUUCGUAUCGAGUUCCGGUACUGUAUUUUCGCGGUUACUACAUCGAUGGUCAGCCUUUGGCAUUGGAUGAAAUUGAAAAAGACCUACCUGAAUGCUCAGCAAAGGUGUUACUGGAGUCAAAAUGGACAUUUAUAACUCAGGAGGAGCAUCCUUACCUGAACAGACCAUGGUACAAGUUGCAUCCAUGUGGUACCAGUGAGUGGAUGAAGCUGCUUUUCCUCAGCGAUGAUUCUCGGGCUAAAAAUGGAGUAGCAGUUGAACAAUAUUUGGUGUCUUGGCUUUCAGUUGUUGGUCAAGUGGUUGGUAUUAGAAUCCCUUUUGAAAUGCUGAACAAUCCUAAAAGUUGUAAUUGAACAUCUGUUCUAUGAACAAGAGUUGAAAAUGUUCAUGCAAAACUUGGAAAACUGGAAAAAUUCAGGAUCAAAUUAUGUACUUGUUCAUCCUUACAAUUACAGAAAAGCCUUUUCAA